Aureobasidium subglaciale EXF-2481 is the source of this 1515-nucleotide messenger RNA. RefSeq lists its product as uncharacterized. Gene Ontology annotation, molecular function: protein binding. Lineage: Eukaryota; Fungi; Ascomycota; Dothideomycetes; Dothideales; Saccotheciaceae. The transcript is spliced from 4 exons. Bases 1 to 1515 code for a protein of 504 amino acids. The record is from RefSeq and is a predicted model, not a curated record.
AUGGUCAAAUCAAAGGAGUUUCUCAAGAAGCCAAAACUUCCAAAGCAGACGAAAAAAUCAAAGAUUCUGAUUACUGCAGAUGACUUCCAGGAGGCCGCCGACGCCGAAGAAGAGACUGGUGGUAAAUGGAGAGCUGGCGACCCAGCCAAAUCAAGUCGCGCCUUUGUCAGAGCGAUUGAAAUCUACAACAAUGGCUUGCAAAGACAUCCAAAAGAUGCCGAUUUGGCAUACAACAAAGCUCGUCUCGAGUUUGAAUUGUCACAGCAGCCAACUCUAGUGGCUAAACUGGCAGUACCAUUACUGGACUUCCUACAACAAGCUCUGGAAUCUCAUCGCUAUGCUCUUCGACUUAACGAAGAGUCGGCCGAUAUUCUGUUCAACACGGCUCAAGUCAUGAUCAGUAUCGCCGAAUAUGUAACAGAAGCCGGCAUCUUUAGUGCGCAAGCCGACUCGGUAGCCCUUCUCCGAGAAGCACUUGAACUGCUAUCAGCAUGCUUCAGUCGACAGGAGAUGCUCGUAGAAGAGCAGAAUGCAAACUCCAUGGAAGCAGAAGGCGGUGUUUCUGUCGAGCAACAGGCUCCACCGGCAGAACCUGAAGCAUCAUCCUCUCGAGCAGCAGAGGAUGCAGGAUCUGAGAGUGACGAGGAAGGAGAAUACGUUUCCGUUCAAGCAUACAUUACUCCUUCCGACCUUCUGGACACGGCACGUUCGAGUCUAACUGCCUUGACCCUCCUGAUCACCCUCGAUGAUCCCUCCAACGUAUCUCCUCUCGCCAAAAUGGGUAUCACUCUAGUCGAAGAGAAGAUACCUCAGUAUCUUUCACAAAUCGAAGCCGAAGAGCGCACUCAAGAAGAACCAGACAUCGGCCUCGAACGCGCCCAAUUCCACGCCUCCCUCACAGUAGCCGAUCUAAAACUCGGCACCGCAGCCCCAAGCGAAAGUCUCGCCCGUCUUCAACAAGCUUUUGAACCUCUCGCCAUCACCACAAACGUGGCAGUCAUGUGCACCUACGCAGACAGUCUUGUAGAACUGACCACCACGGCGCAAAACUUCAGUCCGUCGAGUGCAGCGACAACUUGCUGGUCAACUCUGUCGAAGGCUCAAGAUCUCUACGCUGCUGCGGUUAAGAUCAAUGACGCAGAGGCUAAGGCACGUAAAGCGAGAGUCUAUGAGUCUAGAGGUGAUGUCGAGUUGUUACGCUUCAAUCUCGCUACUACACCUGCUGCUGGGCUUUCGACUGCUAUUCAGAAGAGCGCACCCACGUUGAUCAAGAAUGCACAGACGUAUUAUCGUGGUGCGAUGAAUUUGUUCAAGGCUGAGGGAGAUGCAGAGGCAGCUGCAAAGGUGGAAGUGAGAGGUUUGAUAGCUGCUAUGCUCGAUGGUAAGCUCAAUGGCGAUGUAUCUCAGCAAGUUGUCGCUGCGUUGGGCCAGAAGGGAGAAGCUGGUAGAGCGGUGGCCAUGGAUAUGUUGAGGGAGAGUUUGUUGCCUGAGGAUUGGGAUCAGGGGGUCAUGUGA